UCCCAGAUUUUGAACCCGAAGAAAUAUUACAAAAAAAAUUUGUUUACAGAUUUAACCAUUUUAAUAAUUCCCACAUAUAGUGAAGGGUCUUUUGAGGAGGCUGCAUUUUUUAAAUGGAUUAAAGAUUUGCGCUAUGAUUUUCGGGUUCCACGUUCCAUUUUAAGCAAUUUUAAUUUUGCGAUGUUUGGAUUAGGAAACUCUGAAUAUGGCGAAGAAUAUUAUAAUAAGGCCGCUAUUGAACUUUUUAAGAUACUCGAGUCUUUAUCAGCUUUACCUCAACUUCCCCUCUUCUUAGGAGAUCACAACAUGGCUAAAAGCGCUCACGGGAAUAUUGAAAAGGACUUUCAAGCGUUCAGUGAACGCCUUGAACUUUCUAUUAAGGAGUUUUUUACUAGUAAACACCACAAUUCCUAUACGAGAGGCGCUGUCUUGGAAAGUAGUGAGGACGAAUGUGAUAGUUUGGACAAUAUUGAUGUCGAGGACCUCGAAGUAAUUGCGAAUGAACUGGAAACUUUAAAAAAGGAAAAAAAAUAUGAAAGAAUAUCUAAUAAGAAAAGUAAGAAGGUUGUUUUAUCUCUUGAAGAAGAUAAAGAGAACGUCAAAAUAUCAUAUGAUGAUUUGACUGAGCGCAAAGACAGCGAUGGUUUGAAGGAAAUGCUCACCCCGUUGCUGCGAAAAGCUUUGACUAAACAAGGCUAUGAGCUCAUUGGCUCGCAUUCUGGCGUCAAGCUCUGCCGUUGGACCAAGGCUAUGUUACGAGGCCGCGGUGGGUGUUAUAAGCACACUUUUUACGGCAUUGCAUCGCAUCUCUGCAUGGAGAUGACCCCCAACUUGGCUUGUGCUAACAAGUGCAUCUUCUGCUGGAGACAUCACUCUAACCCCGUGGGGACCGCGUGGAACUGGAAAAUGGAGGAUCCCGAGUUCAUUGUCACCGAGGCUAUAAAGAAACAUAGAAAGAUGAUAAACGCAGCCAAAGGGAUCCCCGGCGUUCUAGAAGCACGCUUUAUUGAGGGAAUGAACCCAAGACACGUGGCUCUUUCUCUGGUGGGGGAGCCCAUUAUGUACCCGGAGAUCAACAAGUUUGUUAAUUUGCUUCAUGAAAGAGAUAUGUCUACCUUUCUUGUAACUAACGCACAGUUUCCAGAGGCGAUUGCUAGUCUUGCUCCCGUUACACAGUUAUAUGUGUCUGUGGAUGCAGCUACCGAAAAAACACUCAAAGAAAUAGACCGGCCUUUAUUUAGAGACUUCUGGCCGCGCUUCUUGGAAAGUUUGGAAGCUUUAAGCAAAAAAGGACAAAGAACGGUGUAUAGACUAACUUUAGUAAACGAGUGGAAUAAUGAGGAGAUCGAAAACUACGCUGAGCUUAUCGGUAGAGGUCUCCCUGACUUUAUUGAAGUAAAGGGGGUUACCUAUAGUGGAGUCGCAAAGGACAGCAAGUUAACAAUGAAAAACGUUCCGUGGCAUGAGGAAGUAUGCGCGUUUGUCAGAAAUCUAGUCAACCUCCUUAAAGGCUAUGAGAUUGCUUGCGAGCACGAGCACUCCAACUGUCUACUUAUUGCCAGAUCCACUUUCAAAGUUGACGGCAAAUGGCACACGUGGAUUGACUAUGAAAAGUUCUCUACUCUUUGGAAGCAAUGGAAGGCCACCGGAGCCACCUUUAACGCUUUGGAGUACUGCGCACCCACACCACCGUGGUGCUUGUACGGUUCUUUACAACAAGGCUUUGAUCCUACGGAAGUACGGUUUAAGAGAAACCCUAAGAAUAAAGGAAAAAAUAUUACUGGCCAAGUCUUGCCUGCUUUCUAUUCGCAUCUUAUGAACGAAAGUGAGCUUGACUUGUGCUGAAAAAAAUUAAUCUUGUUGACUCCAUGCCCCUCUCCCUCCAAGAGCAAAUAUUAUAGAAGUUAUAGUUAAGGCCCUUAACCGAUAGUUGAAGGCUAAGCGAACUAGCUGACGAAGGAGAGGUAUUUUCCGUAUUUGCAAUUGAUAAUUUCAGGGGAUCUUGAAGUAAAAGUUAUAGCAGAGAUAGUACUUUUGAUUAUUUUGCAGAAAGCGAGAACAGCGAUUACAUUUGUGAAAGCAAGCGAGGCUGUAAGUGGUGUAUUAUCUAGUGAAGGAGGGGCUUGCAUGGUGUCCAUAGUCAAGUAGAAUGCAUUACCUUUAAACCUGUUGUUACUUUUUUAAAUAUGUGUCAGUAACUAAAUUAAAUA
Messenger RNA from Zophobas morio, 2210 nucleotides. RefSeq names its product S-adenosyl-L-methionine-dependent tRNA 4-demethylwyosine synthase TYW1-like. The record is from RefSeq and is a predicted model, not a curated record. Gene Ontology annotation, biological process: wybutosine biosynthetic process. The transcript is spliced from 17 exons. Gene Ontology annotation, molecular function: 4 iron, 4 sulfur cluster binding; catalytic activity. NCBI's taxonomy places the organism in Eukaryota, Metazoa, Arthropoda, Insecta, Coleoptera, Tenebrionidae. Bases 181 to 1845 code for a protein of 554 amino acids.